Messenger RNA from Trachymyrmex cornetzi, 1315 nucleotides. Its product is annotated as homeobox protein engrailed-1a. Lineage: Eukaryota; Metazoa; Arthropoda; Insecta; Hymenoptera; Formicidae. Gene Ontology annotation, biological process: multicellular organism development; neuron differentiation; regulation of transcription by RNA polymerase II. Gene Ontology annotation, cellular component: nucleus. The coding region runs from base 18 to 1004 and encodes 328 amino acids. The record is from RefSeq and is a predicted model, not a curated record. Gene Ontology annotation, molecular function: DNA-binding transcription factor activity, RNA polymerase II-specific; RNA polymerase II cis-regulatory region sequence-specific DNA binding. The transcript has 2 exons.
UUUUGAUAUAUAUUAAAAUGAGCGUGGCACUUGUGUCCAUGGAAUCGACGUAUGGUCUGCGACUGGGACAGCGACUCGCCAGUCACCACCACCACCAUCAUCAUCGUCAUAAUGUGUUGUCAGAAAGCCAUGUAGUAUCACAUCAGCCGGAUCAUCCGCCGGAUCGCCAACAGGAAAUCGAGGCACCAUUGCGCUUCAGCGUUGUUAACAUUCUCAGGCCAGAUUUCGGUCGCAAAGCCAUUCUGGAUGAAAAACAACCUGUUUCUACGAUAUCGUUACAAUUACCACGAAGCAGCCCAGUUCCACUUCCACGUGACCUCAGCCUAUCGUCCCGAUUGUCGCCGCCGUCGAUCCACAAAGAAAAAGACAAUUUUCCAUCUCACAAUGGUCUUACGUCACCCUUACUCAGGCAAAAUGGAUUGAGUCGAAGCGGCAGCUUAGAAAGUCUCGCGUCCAGCAGGAGCUCGGUCACCAGUAGCACGGUUACCGGUCCAGCCUCUUUGUGUUCCACGUCAUCCACAAUCGGCAGCGAGUCUCUAAACGGCGACAACACAUCCGGUGGAAGUAAUACAUCGAAAAAUCAACAAAACGGCACUAACGGCCAGUUGUGGCCUGCUUGGGUGUACUGCACCAGAUACUCGGACAGACCAUCGUCUGGACCGCGCACGAGACGAGUGAAACGUCCGCAGAGUACCAAGACCAACCCGCCGGAAGAGAAGAGGCCCAGGACGGCCUUCAGCGCCGAACAACUGGCCAGGCUGAAGCGGGAAUUCGCGGAGAAUCGAUAUUUGACAGAGAGAAGAAGGCAGCAGCUCUCGCGGGACCUGAGUCUGAAUGAAGCGCAGAUCAAGAUCUGGUUUCAGAAUAAGCGGGCGAAGAUAAAGAAGGCGAGCGGACAGAAAAAUCCAUUGGCCCUCCAGCUAAUGGCGCAAGGUCUUUACAAUCAUUCCACCGUACCGGUGGAUGAGGACAGCGACGAGAUUGUGACCGGAAGGAAUCAUUGAGACUCGCAUAAAUUCAAAUAGCAGUAACAAAACGAAGAGUUAGAGACUUAGAAUGACAUGUGACCGCAUUUAGAACGCCGUCGUCAGCGUUGAGCGCAGUCGACAAAGAGAAAGUCGAUAAAAUAUUAUUUAUGAAGAAAUACUGAAUGUAUAAUAAUCAUUAUGAUUGAAUAAAGACUGAAGACAGGACGGGAGGAAAAAUGAAACCAGUAACGAAGAAUGAAAUUUGCUUUUAUAGUGCAAUUGAACAGUAUAACUAAUAGCUAAGUAAAUCGAUAUGCUUAAUGAUAAAUAGGAUGUUUUUAUAAAAA